This is a messenger RNA of Rubroshorea leprosula, 1190 nucleotides long. The record is from the annotation of a GenBank genome assembly. NCBI's taxonomy places the organism in Eukaryota, Viridiplantae, Streptophyta, Magnoliopsida, Malvales, Dipterocarpaceae.
GCUAACAUAAAAGCAAGAAUCCUCCCCAAGAAAAUGGAGUUUGAACGAGGAGACAGGAGAUGACACAGCAAUGGCAAAUCGACAACCGGCUUCAAAGACUUCGCUAACAUAUUGCCAACUUUUGACAAAGGUUUAUUGAAACAAUGUGUGUCCUACCAUUUCAUCAAUUUUCCUGAGGAAUGGGGAGCGAAGAAGCUGUUCUACUUCAUGAGGAAGAUAGUGAAAGCAGAUUUCUAGAUGUUAGAGAUGGUCAAGAGAUGAGGAAGCAACUGGAAAGCAUAUGGAUUAGAAACAAAAAGGUGAUCUUCAACCUAGCUGUAGAAAAAGGAGAAGAGAAACGCAGAUGGAAAGCAAAAUCAGCAGGGGAAAAGGCAAACAUCAGCGAUAUAGAUCUGAAGGGUCCCACACCAUCAGAGGCAAGAAAUUACAUGAGGAACUCAAGUAGAGCAACGACUACGGCUACGGUUCUUGGAGGAUUCAAAUACAAAAAGGUGAUUGAGAUAAAAAGGACAGAGGAGAUUGAAGAAAAUUUAAUGAAGUGUGCUAUAGGAAUGGCUCUAUCUCCUUCCAUCAUCUCAAAUCUUCCAGAGAUAUUUUUCAAUGAAGAAUUUCCUUUGAUCAAAAUAACUCCCAUGGGCGAUAAUCUUGUGCUGAUAAAAGAGGAGAACCUGGAGUAUAUAAAGGAGCUAGUUCAUGGGAACUUACAAUGGGUGUCAUCCUAUUUUGAAAGGAUUAAGUUUUGGUCUCCAACAGAUAUUGCAGAAAAGAGAUUUGUGUGGGUCAAAAUUCAAGGAUUACCAUUGCAUGCUUCGACAGAAGAAAGCCUAUCAACAAUUGGUAACCAUGUGGGAAAAAGUGUCAAAGUUGAUGAACACACCCUUUCCAAAGAGUGUCUAGAUGUAGCGAGAAUCUUAGUCUCUACUAAAUCUAAAACAGGGAUUAAUGAAGAAUUCUUGCUCAAAGUGAAGAAUAAUAGUUACAACAUUACUUUAGUGGAGGAAAAUUGAAGAUCUGAUCCUUGGUGGCUAAAUAAGAUUGAUAAUUCCAGUGUAGAUUCAGAAGUAAGCUCAACGGCUUUCAAUUUCGGUGAUGAUUCUGGCGAACUUGAUGACAACUAUUCAAAUGGUCAAGAGGAAGAGGAAAUUCAGACACCUUUCAGAAAUGUCAAUGGCAUUAAUUAUCCUGACAAA